Molecule: messenger RNA, 513 nt
Organism: Onychomys torridus (southern grasshopper mouse)
Lineage: Eukaryota; Metazoa; Chordata; Mammalia; Rodentia; Cricetidae
Product: BPI fold-containing family A member 2-like
Exons: 4
Coding region: 1-513 (170 amino acids)
Molecular function (GO): lipid binding
Source: RefSeq, a predicted model, not a curated record
AUGACCAUCCAGAUGUUGCGGUCAAAGAUGUUCCAAUUUGGGAGCCUUGUUGUCUUCUGCAGCUUUCUCAGUGGGACCUCAGAAUCACAUUUUGGUAGUAUUGGCAGUAAUAAUUUGUACAAUCUGAAUUCUAUCUCCGAAGAAGUCCUUAAGAACCUGAAGUCUGAAUAUCUGUUGAACUGGACAAUGCCAAAAUGGCCAGCAGAUGAUAGGACACAAUUAGGAGCUUUGAACAUACCGAACGUUGACAGAUCAAACUUUUAUUCACCUAAGAGUGAUGUAAGGCCUUUAAUUGGCCCCACAGCCAAUAUCUCUGUGUCCUUGGACAUCUUAUCUUCACUCACGGUUCAAACUGAUGCUCAGACCAGACUUCCCACCCUGGCCAUAGGAAAGUGCUCCAGUGAUGCAGAAAAUAUCACAAUUUCUUUGUUUAACAGCUGGAUCAAUGUACCUCGAGCCUCUGAAGAUGUUAACAUUACAUCUACCUCCACUGGGAGACAGUUGAAAAAUUAG